This is a messenger RNA of Brassica napus (rape), 486 nucleotides long. RefSeq names its product B3 domain-containing protein REM2-like. Lineage: Eukaryota; Viridiplantae; Streptophyta; Magnoliopsida; Brassicales; Brassicaceae. The record is from RefSeq and is a predicted model, not a curated record. The transcript has 4 exons. The coding region runs from base 1 to 486 and encodes 161 amino acids. Gene Ontology annotation, molecular function: DNA binding.
AUGGUGUUUCAUGUCACUCCUUUUGGUCCUAGCUGUUGUGAGAUUCAGUAUACACAUCCGCACAUCAUCAAGGAAGAAGCCGACGCGGGUGAUGCUGAUGACAAUGAGAUUAGAGGAACAUGGGCAAUGUCUUAUUUCUCAUUCGACUACUGUUUUUUGGCUGAGGUCACUGCUUCAAAUCUAAAAGCAGAAAAACUUAAACAAUGCCAAGAGAUGAUACUAGUGAACAAAGAGGGAAAUUCAUGGACUGUGAGUUUGCGAUUUAGCGAAUCAAGCGGCAUGUAUUACAUCACAAGAGGCUGGGGAAAGUUCUGUCGUGAUAACAGAUGCAACAUAGGAGACUUAUUUGCGUUCAAUCUGGUUGGAGAUGGGAAAACUACUCCAUUGUUGUGUGUAUGUCCGGAAAGUAAAGAGUGUUCUGAACUACUGAGCAAACACUUGAGCAGAAAGCGUGGUGACAUUGCUUCUGGCUCACGGGUGAAUUAG